This is a messenger RNA of Impatiens glandulifera, 537 nucleotides long. RefSeq lists its product as uncharacterized. The record is from RefSeq and is a predicted model, not a curated record. NCBI's taxonomy places the organism in Eukaryota, Viridiplantae, Streptophyta, Magnoliopsida, Ericales, Balsaminaceae. The transcript has a single exon. The coding region runs from base 1 to 537 and encodes 178 amino acids.
AUGGCGUUGUGCAAUGAAGAAGAUGAAGUUUGGAAGUGUGAGAAACAUCCGACGAAUCGUCGCCGUGCCGGAAUCUGCCCAAGUUGUCUCCGGGAACGUCUAAUCUCUCUCUGCCCCAAUUGCGGUGAAAUGGUUCCUUGUUCAUGCGGCGUUUUAAAGGCAUCAAAGUCAUCGUCUUUCUCUCUCUUCUCCUCCUCCGGGAGAGGUGGGUCCUCAAGAUACUCUUCUGCUGCCGCCGCCGCCGCCGGUGAAAUUCCGGUGGAGGGAGAACCUAAAUUUCAGAAAUCGAGAUCAUUAACUGUUCCGUUUCUAAGGUCGAAAUUUUCCGGUAAUGAUUCCUCCGGCAGUAAGUGGUGGAAUUUAAGGAAGCAAAAGAGCAAGAAAACAGAGGUGAUGAUGAUGAGAUCACAGUCUAUUAAUGUUGAAAAUGGAAAAUCAAAUUCGGGUAAAGGCCGGAAAUGGAGUUUUCUCAGUCCGAUGAAUAUUUUCCGACGAUCGAAGACGACGGCUAAACCAGAUGGUUCACUAAGAAAUUAA